This is a messenger RNA of Symphalangus syndactylus (siamang), 293 nucleotides long. RefSeq names its product elongin-C-like. Lineage: Eukaryota; Metazoa; Chordata; Mammalia; Primates; Hylobatidae. Gene Ontology annotation, biological process: ubiquitin-dependent protein catabolic process. The record is from RefSeq and is a predicted model, not a curated record.
GAGAAAACCUAUGGUGGCUGUGAAGGCCCUGAGAUGCCAUGUAUGUCAAAUUGAUAUCAUCUGAUGGCCAUGAAUUUAUUGUAAAAAGAGAACAUGCAUUAAUAUCAGGCAUGAUAAAAGCCAUGUUGAACAGCCCUGGUCAAUUUGCUGAGAACAAAACCAAUGAGGUCAAUUUUAGAGAGAUACCUUCAUAUGUGCUAUCAAAUGUAUGCAUGUAUUUUACUUACAAGGUUCGCUACACUAACAGCUCCACUGAGAUUCCCGAGUUCCCAAUCACACUGAAAUUGCACUAG